AGCAGCAGCAGCAGUCUGGGUUGCUCCUUCUCCGGCGGCGGCAGGCGGAGGGGGCACCGCGGAGAGCGGCCGGGCAGCAGCAGCAGCAGCAGGAGGCGGCCGGAGCCGCGCCGGGGAGGAAGCAGGGAGGCGGCUGCGGCGGCCCCGAGGAUGCUGUGAGCGGCCAAGGUCAGGACCUUGCGCCCAGGAUCCGCGGCGGGGAGCAGGGGAGCGCGGAAGCCGCCCGCCGGGGAGAUCUGCCAGGGCCGCCCGGUCCAUGCUGGGGAAGGCGCCCGCCCGAGCGCCGCCGCCGCCGCCGCCGCCCUCGGGAGUUAUGCCUGUUCCAGACCAGCCAUCGUCUUUGGACAAGACAAGUUCUCUUAGCCCCAUGUUGAACACAUCCAGUGGAGAUGGAUCUGAAACAGAGACCACAUCUGCCAUUCUGGCAUCAGUCAAAGAACAGGAGUUACAGUUUGAAAGGCUUACCCGAGAACUUGAGGCUGAACGCCAAAUCGUAGCCAGCCAGCUGGAGAGAUGUAAACUUGGAUCAGAGACUGGAAGCAUGAACAGCAUUAGUUCAACUGAAGAGCAGUUUCACUGGCAAACACAAGAUGGCCAGAAGGACAUAGAAGAUGAGCUUACGACGGGUCUUGAACUGGUGGAUUCUUGUAUUAGAUCCCUGCAAGAGUCAGGCAUACUUGAUCCACAGGACUAUUCAACUAGCGAAAGGCCUAGCCUUCUCUCUCAGAGUGCUCUUCAGCUCAAUUCCAAACCAGAAGGGUCUUUCCAGUACUCAUCUAGCUACCAUAGCAACCAGACUCUUGCUCUUGGUGAAACAUCAACAUCACAGCUCCCAUCCCGAAGCAAUCAAUCCAGAUCAGCUAUACAGAACUAUAGUCAGGGCAGCGCCGCUCGGGGGGCCGCCGUGUCCUCGUCGUCGUCGUCGUCGGAGGCUGCCGCGGCCGCGGGGCGGGAGCCGUUCGCGCCCAGCCAUGGCAGCGCCUUCCACCUGCCGGACGCCUCGCCGCCCUCGCAGGCCGUCUACUACGCGAGCGCCACGCUGCCGGCGCCCCGGGGGGGCUCGCCCCUCUCCGUGCAGCCGCCGCCGCCGCCGCCGCCGCAGACCGGCUCGCCCACCCAGCUCCAGCGCGCCGCCUGCGAGGCCGCCUACGGGGCCGCGCGCGGGUCCUCGUCGUCGCCCAAACAGCAGCCGCAGUCGCCGUCGGGGGCGCGCCUGGCCAAGUCCUACAGCACCAGCUCGCCCAUCAACAUCGUGGUGUCGGCCUCUUCCGCCGGCCUGGCGCCCGCCGCCGCCUCCUCGCCCCUCCGCCUGGCCUCGCCGCCGCCGCCCGCCGCCGCCUCGCCCCUCCACCAGCAGCUCAGCGCCGCCGCCGCCGCCUACGCCACCCUCUCGCCCGCCAAGCGCCUGGCCAAGCACCCCCACCACGCCGCCCACGAGCUCUACGCCAGCGCCACCCUGCAGCGCCCCGCCAGCCUCGCCGCUGCAGCUGGAUCCCGGGCUUCUUACACCAGCCAGCACAGCCACCUGGGCUCUGAGCUGAGGGCGCUGCAGUCCCCUGAGCACCACAUCGAUCCUAUUUAUGAAGACAGAGUCUAUCAGAAGCCCCCUAUGAGGAGUCUCAGCCAGAGUCAGGGGGAUCCUCUUCAACCAGCACAUACAGGCACCUACCGUACUAGCACAGACCUGGUGAACCAUUUCUGUGAACAGGUCCUCAAUUUUUUACUUUGUCCCUACUUUCCUGUCGUAGCCCCAUCUUCCCCUGGUGUCGACUCCGUACCCUUACAGCGCACAGGCAGUCAGCACGGCACACAGAACGCAACUGCGACCUUCCAGAGGGCCAGCUAUGCAGCAGGCCCAGCCUCCAAUUACGCAGACCCCUACCGACAGCUGCAGUAUUGUCCUUCUGUUGAAUCACCAUACAGCAAAUCUGGGCCAGCCAUCCCACCUGAGGGAACCUUGGCUAGGUCACCUUCCAUUGAUAGCAUUCAGAAAGAUCCAAGAGAGUUUGGAUGGAGAGAUCCAGAACUUCCAGAGGUCAUACAGAUGUUACAGCAUCAGUUCCCCUCAGUGCAGUCCAAUGCUGCUGCCUACUUACAGCAUCUUUGUUUUGGAGACAAUAAAAUAAAAGCUGAGAUAAGAAGACAAGGAGGAAUACAAUUAUUGGUGGACCUCUUGGACCAUCGAAUGACAGAAGUCCACCGUAGUGCCUGUGGAGCUUUGAGAAACUUGGUCUAUGGGAAAGCAAAUGAUGACAACAAAAUUGCUUUGAAAAACUGUGGGGGGAUUCCAGCACUAGUACGGUUACUCCGCAAGACUACAGAUUUGGAAAUCAGAGAACUAGUCACAGGUGUUCUCUGGAAUCUGUCCUCUUGCGAUGCAUUAAAGAUGCCAAUUAUCCAAGAUGCUCUUGCAGUGUUGACCAAUGCAGUGAUCAUUCCUCAUUCAGGAUGGGAGAACUCCCCUCUCCAGGAUGACCACAAAAUUCAGCUUCAUUCGUCACAGGUGCUGCGCAACGCCACUGGGUGCCUAAGAAAUGUUAGCUCUGCUGGAGAAGAAGCCCGCAGAAGAAUGCGAGAGUGUGAUGGGCUCACUGAUGCUUUGCUCUACGUGAUCCAGUCUGCUCUAGGAAGCAGUGAAAUUGACAGCAAGUCCCAUCCUAAGCUGAGCUACACCUUUCUAAGCCUGUUGAAGUCAGUGGACCUAGAAGGCGGUAAUUCUGCACAGGAUUGUGCUACCGUUGAAAACUGUGUGUGCAUUUUAAGGAAUCUCUCAUACCGACUCGCUGCAGAAACAUCUCAGGGACAGCAAACGGGGACUGAUGAGCUUGAUGGUUUACUUUGUGGUGAUGCCAAUGGAAAAGACAUGGAAAGUUCUGGAUGCUGGGGCAAGAAGAAAAAGAAGAAGAAAUCUCAAGAUCAGUGGGAUGGAGCAGGGCCUCUCCCGGACUGUGCAGAACCACCCAAAGGAAUCCAGAUGCUGUGGCACCCAUCCAUUGUCAAACCCUACCUCACACUUCUUUCCGAGUGCUCAAAUCCUGAUACCUUGGAAGGGGCAGCAGGUGCUCUGCAGAAUCUAGCUGCAGGUAGCUGGAAGUGGUCCAUAUAUAUUCGUGCUGCCGUCCGGAAAGAAAAAGGCCUGCCAAUCCUGGUGGAGCUGCUUCGAAUAGACAAUGACCGGGUAGUCUGCGCGGUUGCAACAGCUUUACGGAAUAUGGCCUUAGAUAUUCGAAAUAAAGAGCUAAUAGGCAAAUAUGCCAUGCGGGACCUGGUUCACCGACUUCCCGGAGGUAACAACAGUAACAGUUCAACAAGCAAGACCAUGUCCGAUGACACUGUUACUGCUGUUUGUUGCACCUUGCAUGAAGUCAUCACAAAAAACAUGGAGAAUGCCAAGGCCUUACGGGAUGCAGGAGGAAUUGAGAAGCUUGUUGGCAUUUCCAAGAGUAAAGGAGACAAGCACUCACCAAAAGUAGUGAAGGCAGCAUCUCAGGUCUUAAAUAGCAUGUGGCAGUACAGGGACCUGAGAAGUCUCUACAAGAAGCGGGCAGCCCCAGACUUCAGAGUGGCUGAGGACAGAGGAUUUUCACCUACCCAUCAUUCUGAGUCAUGGCACACUCAGCAAACCCUCUCCCAGAACCAAGAAACCAGAAUCUAUUCCCCAACCCAGGAUGGAUGGUCACAAUAUCACUUCAUAGCCUCAUCUUCAACAAUAGAGAGGGAUCGGCAAAGACCAUACUCUUCGUCACGCACGCCCUCCAUAUCUCCAGUUCGCAUGUCUCCCAAUAAUCGUUCAGCAAGUGCCCCAGCCUCACCUCGAGAAAUGAUUAGCUUAAAAGAAAGAAAAACAGACUACGAAUCAACUGGAACCAAUGCUACUUACAAUGGAAAUAAAGGAGAACACACUUCUAGGAAAGACACAAUGGCAGCUCAAAAUGCAGCAAUCUCUACUUUGUAUAGAAAUUCUUAUGGUGCACCUGCUGAAGAUAUUAAACACAACCAGGUAAGCCAUCAGAAUUCAGAUCCUGAAGUCAAUCUCUGCUGAUGAAGGCGAUUUCUUCUGCACAAAAUGGGAUUUUCGCCUCCACCCCCACCCUGCUACAGCAAAAAAAUAACAACCCUCAAACGCUGGUCCUGGGAGAGUGGGAGAGUGGGCACGUCGCCAAGAAUGGUACGAGGGACUGUGUGGUUCUCAAGGUGUCAGUUCAUGUUACUAUUUCCUCAUAUUUACUAGCAUCCCACAAAAAUACUGGCUGAUGUUUUAACAUUUCUGAAUGAAAAGAGGGACAGAUAGUUGUUUUCUGUGACUUAUCCUUGUGACUUCAUGUGGGAGUGGCUCCAUGGGAGAGAAUCUGCUUGGCAGACAGGAAGCCCCGGGCUCCAUUCCUAACUAAAAAGGCUAAAAAAAGAUCAGUUGAUAUGGAAAGGUGACAGGAGACUAUCGUGAAUGGCAGAGAAUAAAUCUAAAUAAUAAUAAUAAUAAUAACAACAACAACAACAACAACAACAAAUAAAUAUGAAAGACAUCUACUUGAUAUCUCAGAGAGUCGCUGCCAGUCAAUGGGCAGAUUCAGAAUGAGCCAGUAUCAUAAGCCUGUGUGACAU
This is a messenger RNA of Sphaerodactylus townsendi, 4602 nucleotides long. It is a transcript of the gene CTNND2, whose product is annotated as catenin delta 2. NCBI's taxonomy places the organism in Eukaryota, Metazoa, Chordata, Lepidosauria, Squamata, Sphaerodactylidae. The record is from RefSeq and is a predicted model, not a curated record. Bases 257 to 4042 code for a protein of 1261 amino acids. The transcript has 23 exons. Gene Ontology annotation, molecular function: cadherin binding. Gene Ontology annotation, cellular component: nucleus; postsynaptic density; adherens junction. Gene Ontology annotation, biological process: dendritic spine morphogenesis; cell-cell junction assembly; cell-cell adhesion.